AGCAUUUACUAGCAAUCAACAUCACUUCAAAAGCCCUAGGAGUGUUUGACCCUUCAGAACAGAGUCAGCCCAGCCCCACCUCUGCCGCCCCAUUAGCACCUGAGUGUGCAACUCCUCCAUGAGCCCAGCAAAACUGUCCCUUCCCUAGGACUGCACAGGAAGGAGCUGGAGGAGAGGGCAGCAGCGCCAUGAACAUCAUCUUGGACCUCCUCGCACUUCUGUUCAUCAUCAGCUACUCCUACCUGGAGUCCUUGGUGAAGUUUUUCAUCCCCCGGAGGAGGAAGUCUGUGGCUGGGGAGAUUGUCCUCGUCACUGGAGCUGGGCAUGGGAUCGGCAGGCUGACCACCUAUGAAUUCGCAAAACGGAAAAGCAGGCUGGUCCUGUGGGAUAUUAAUAAGCAAGGUGUUGAAGAAACAGCAGCGGAAUGCCGGAAGCUUGGGGCCACCGUGCACACCUAUGUGGUGGACUGCAGCAACAGGGAGGAGAUCUACAGCUCAGUGGCCCAGGUAAAGAAAGAAGUGGGUGAUAUAAGCAUCCUGGUAAACAAUGCUGGAGCGGUAUAUCCAGCGGAUCUUCUCAGUACCAAGGAUGAGGAGAUUACCAAGACAUUCGAGGUCAACAUCCUAGGACAUUUCUGGAUCACAAAAGCACUCCUUCCAUCAAUGAUGAAGAGAAACUACGGCCACAUUGUCACAGUGGCUUCGGUGUGUGGCCACGGAGUGAUCCCUUAUCUCAUCCCAUACUGUUCCAGCAAAUUUGCCGCGGUUGGCUUUCACAGAGCUCUGACAGCUGAACUUGAAGCCUUGGGGAAAACUGGUAUUAAAACUUCAUGUCUCUGCCCAGUUUUUGUGAACACCGGAUUCACCAAAAACCCAAGCACCAGAUUGUGGCCUGUAUUAGAGACAGAUGAAGUCACAAGAAGUCUGAUAGAUGGGAUACUCACCAAUAAGAAAAUGAUUUUUGUUCCAUCAUAUCUCAACAUUACUCUAAUAUUGGAGAAGUUUCUUCCUGAACGUGCUUUGGCAGCUAUACAUCGUAUACAGAAUGUUCAAUUUGAAGCAGUGGUUGGCCACAAAACCAAAAUGAAAUGAUAUAUUCCAGAGGUGUGAACAUUGGUGAUGUGAAUCUUAGAGUCAGUGUUUCAAAUCUUCCUCCCAUGUUUUUCAGUGAUUUAAUAUUAGAACAUUUUGGCACUAGCAGCAAUCCAAUAAACAAGACUAAUUAUCUUACUGUUUUCAAAAAUAGACAAUUGUGAGAAAUAAAUCUCUACUGUUUACAAUCAA
This is a messenger RNA of Heterocephalus glaber (naked mole-rat), 1283 nucleotides long. It is a transcript of the gene Hsd17b13, whose product is annotated as hydroxysteroid 17-beta dehydrogenase 13. Gene Ontology annotation, cellular component: lipid droplet. Gene Ontology annotation, molecular function: steroid dehydrogenase activity; oxidoreductase activity, acting on the CH-OH group of donors, NAD or NADP as acceptor. The record is from RefSeq and is a predicted model, not a curated record. NCBI's taxonomy places the organism in Eukaryota, Metazoa, Chordata, Mammalia, Rodentia, Bathyergidae.